UCUCUAUCCUAUGUUCCCCAUUCAAACCUCAUAUUAUUACGUAUCCGUCGCUCUCAACUCACUGUUUACUCCGUACCCUCUUUCAACUACAUAUUCCCCAUUCAUUUUCUCAUCUUUCAACAACAUUUUGUUCUGAAAAAGAGUUGAGAAUUCUUCAAUAUGAUGCACAGAUGUAAUCUGGGUUCAUGUUCUUGUGGCUUGUUUCACAGUCAAAACAAUUCUUUUUCAAUGAUGUUUUCUAAUGGUUUUGAUGAAGGAGGGGAUACGGAUAUGUAUUCUUUCACUUCAUCUUCUUCGUCUUCUGUUGAUUGCACUCUUUCUCUAGGCACGCCUUCUACUCGUGUCAGUGAUGAGAAGGAAAAGCGACGCUCUAACUUCGGAUGGAAUAUGGCGGCGCCGGCUUCUUCAGCCAACAGAAACCACCGUGGUGGAAGUAACAGCAAUACCAAUCCCGGCGGGGACCCGCUCUUGGCUCGGCGGUGUGCGAAUUGUGACACCACUUCUACUCCCCUCUGGAGGAACGGUCCAAGAGGCCCUAAGUCACUUUGCAAUGCUUGUGGGAUUCGUUUCAAGAAGGAAGAGAGGAGAGCGACAGCAGCCACCGCCGGCGCCACCAAUAACGGCGGUGCUGAACACCGAGUUUUGGAUAGUUCAUGGAUUAAUUACAACUCACAAACCCAGAAUAUGCCUUGCUUUACUUCAUCAUACAGUAAUGAAUUCAGAUUCAUUGAAGACGAUGAUCGUGACUCUGAUACAGGCACGCCCUUCCUCUCUUGGCGUUUCAACGUGACAGACAGGCCAAGCCUCGUUCAUGACUUCACAAGAUAGACAAAAGAAAGAAAGAAAAAAAUCUUAACAAUUCGACUGAAUAUGAUUACUAUUGAACACUGCACUCUAAAUGUACUCGAUAUUAAGAAGCUUAUUUUAUUCUUUUCUUUCACUUUUUUUUUUGCCCCUCAUCUUACAUAAGAUGUAGUGACAAUGAAUUGAUUCUAAUGUUUGUUAUUUACUUUUCUUUAGCUUUCACUUUUUUCCCCUUUGAUCAGUCAUCAGUCUAUACAUACUUCUACUUUUUUCCGAUUGCCCAUUU
Molecule: messenger RNA, 1090 nt
Organism: Olea europaea var. sylvestris
Lineage: Eukaryota; Viridiplantae; Streptophyta; Magnoliopsida; Lamiales; Oleaceae
Product: GATA transcription factor 18-like
Exons: 2
Coding region: 160-828 (222 amino acids)
Biological process (GO): regulation of DNA-templated transcription; flower development
Molecular function (GO): sequence-specific DNA binding; zinc ion binding; DNA-binding transcription factor activity
Source: RefSeq, a predicted model, not a curated record